Messenger RNA from Clonostachys solani, 1155 nucleotides. NCBI's taxonomy places the organism in Eukaryota, Fungi, Ascomycota, Sordariomycetes, Hypocreales, Bionectriaceae. The record is from the annotation of a GenBank genome assembly.
AUGUCUUUUAUCGUUAAAUUCUUCAAACGCCACCUUGUUGGCACCCCUAAAUACGAGGGUCAUACUCCAGAAUUCGACGCAAGGCGAGAAAAAUGGUUCGAAACCUGCACCCGAGAUAUUCUUCUUUCUGAUUUUACCACUUGGCUCAAGCACGGCGGUCCCUACUUUUCUUCGAUAUAUACGCCGAAAGAGAUUGAAGGCCUCCAAGAGAUCUUCGCUGCGCAUGCCAACUCGGAUAAUUGCUGGGACCAGUCAUCACUCAAGUCAUACCUUCUUACUCAGAUCCCAGACGAAGGAGACCAUGAGGCGCUCUUGAUAAAAUCCAUGUCCUCACUUUGGGCGCUAACUAUUUAUUUUGCGCAAUGGCCAUUUAAUACAGCAUCCGAAACUACGGAAAGUUUGACCCUCCCCGCCUUAACCCGCGCUGUCGCCUUUCUCUGUGGGAGGCACUACAAAAUGUUUCGGUCCUGGCAUGAUGAGGACAAAGUAUUCAAUCGAGAAUCCGACCAGGUGAUUCUAGAAUACAUCUUCCGAGCUUUAGCUACUACCAGACCGGUUAGGCAUGAAUCCACCCCGGCUCUCCUAGAGGAAACCUCCAAAUUGGAAUUUGGAUAUGAUGCCAAAUCGGCAUCCGAACGCGAUAUACUGGAUGUUCUAAGCGUCGCUCAGCCAUGGCUGAGCGACUGGACGACUACCCUUACUCGCGAUGAGUUGGUGCCUAUCGUCCAUCGUUUGUCUCCUCCAACCCCCCCGGAAUUAUCAGAUCUCAGCAUUUCGGUUGCUGGAGGAAGGCUCACCUCCGUUCUUGAGCUGUCUAUCCUGAUUCUUCAACAAGCUAGUAAGUUAAGAGGCGGGAGCAAAGUCAUUGAGAAUCUCAGGCGGGAACUUGAAACAGCUCAUUCAGAGCUACAGAAGGCAGAAGAAAUAUCUUUUGCUGCUAUAACCAAACAUUUUGAUGUUGAUAACUGGAGUGUCCAUCGUAACCUCACUAUUUAUGACGCUAUCGCUCUCUUGUUUAACAGCUUUACAAAUCCGAACUGUCUUAGAACUGGAAAGGUGGUCAAUUGGUCUUCAGGAGAGGAGGAAAUAUUAAACAUUCACGCAUUACGAUCACUAGGUCUGACCACUGUUGAGCGUAGCAGUGUCUAUCAUUAA